AUGAGAGUCGCAAUCACUGGCGCGCGCGGCUCAGUUGGCCGAUCUGUGGUGAAGCUCUGCAUGGAUGCUGGCCACUCCACAGUGCAGAUCAACCGAACCGAUACCGACUACGACGGCACGCCCAACUCGGAAAUGUUUACAGCCGAUGUGGCCAACGACUACGAUACCACGUUCAAAGCUUUCAAGAAUUGCGACGCCAUCAUCCAUCUCGCCUCCAUCCCCGACCCGGUGGACAAGCCUGAUGACAUGGUUCACAACAACAACGUCAAUUCGGCGUUCAACUGUUUCCGAGCUGCAGCCGAACUUGGCAUCAAGCGGUUCUGCUAUGCCUCCUCCGUCAACGCAAUUGGACUGGCGUAUGCCAACCAACCGCUGAAGUUUGAUUACUUCCCGGUCGAUGAGGAUGCGCCGCAGCGGCCAACAGAUGCCUACGCGCUGGCGAAGCGGGAGGCCGAGUUGCAAGCUCAAUCGUUCGCAACUUGGUUCCCUGGAAUGAAGAUUGCCUGCCUGCGUAUCCACGAGGUGGCUCCACUCAAGCAGGUGCAGAAGGAGCACCAGGAAGAUUGGGAGAAUGCGGCAGUCAAACAGUUAUGGGGCUGGGUGAACCCUCAAGCAACCGCCAGAGCGUGCCUCCUCGCCGUGGAACGCAGCGAUAACUUCGAGGGAUGUCAGGUCUUCAAUAUCGUGGCGCCUACAACCACUCAGCAGACUGCUUCAGAAGAACUGGCCAAGAAGCACUACCCUGACACCGAGAUCCGAGGGGAUAUGUCUAAGAAUCAGGGCUUCUUCACGGUCGAUAAGGCACAGAAGAUUCUCGAUUGGACGCACGAUGAGAAGGAGUGA
This is a messenger RNA of Aspergillus clavatus NRRL 1, 843 nucleotides long. Its product is annotated as NAD-dependent epimerase/dehydratase family protein. Lineage: Eukaryota; Fungi; Ascomycota; Eurotiomycetes; Eurotiales; Aspergillaceae. The transcript has a single exon. The coding region runs from base 1 to 843 and encodes 280 amino acids. The record is from RefSeq and is a predicted model, not a curated record.